GUGUCGUAAAGAAAACACUCGUGUCGUAGUUGUCAAUCCAGCACCUGAACUCUUCGCACCUUUUCGGAAAAUCCAUUUUCCGUACCGUUCUGCCACCUCUCCAUCGCCUUUGUUGGAUUUCGUCAUUUGGUUAAGGAGAGAUGAAAAUGUGCUUUCUUUCCAACGUAGGAAAGGACAGCAGCGUGUAAAACAAAUUCCACUUCACUUUUCCUUACUGAAGUACUGCUGACGUUUCAUUGUGUUUGACUAUGGCAUCUUGGCAGCCCCUUUGCAAUUUAAGAGAUUACGUGUCCCAGAACCCACCGCCUGUGACAUUUUUCUUGUGUCUCUUGAUGCUGGCUAUUUCAUUUAUCUGCCUCAGCUCUUAUAGCAGUAAUCAUCCUUUGCCCAAUCCUGACACAGCAAAGGACUGGAACCAUCUCCUCUCUACGUUGGCACACUUCCAUCUGUGUGUUAAAACCAAUUGGAGUUCAGAUGAUCUGGUGUCUCUAGGCCCAUCUCCACUUAGAGAACAGAAAAGAAGUAGAGACGCUUCACUCGACUUGACACCACAGCCCGCACAUGUCACCAGUUUGCAUCUCAAGGUUCCUGUGACAAUCACAAACAGCCACGGCCUUCCAAAAGACGUUGACGUUUUUACAACCUUGAGAGCCAGUCAGUUGGAUCUUGAGGGCAAUGAGAUUGUGAAUGUAAAUAUCCACCGUGAAAAUGAUACCUACGCCUGCCUCACUUUAAGAGCUCCAACCGCUCUCUUCCCUAUGAGCCGGCUUCCCCCAGAGUGUCCCGCAUCAAGCAACAGCCAUUCAUCUGUCCAUGUGGAGGCAACUGACCAGCCACCACCAACAUCACAAGCCUGCUAUGGUCUUCUCUACAGGAAUGACCCUACUCUCACUAUCAUGUUAACAAAGGAGGAGCAGUGGGUGGCAGUGCGACAUCUGAUAGAAGUCAGUAUGUGUCUGAUAGGAGUUUGUUUAAUACUUUGUUUAGCUGCUAGCCUGUCACCUUCAAAGAUGCGCAACUACCACAGGAAGGAGCCGGACCUUCAAAAUGAAUCUUUGAUUGACACUUGAUCAAUUUUGUCAAGUGAAGGAUUCAGUCCAGUGAGAAAAAUUAUCCUUCUAUCCAAUUGGAUCUGAAUGAAAAAGUUUUAUUUAAUAUGUACUUCUCAUCCAGUUUUCUGUUUGCUGUUAUCCAGUGUCUCCAGUAUAAAUGUCUGUCAGAUUAAAAGUAAAGCUGAAAGAAAAACAGUUAA
This is a messenger RNA of Hippocampus comes (tiger tail seahorse), 1252 nucleotides long. Its product is annotated as transmembrane protein 248. The transcript has 7 exons. The record is from RefSeq and is a predicted model, not a curated record. Bases 249 to 1070 code for a protein of 273 amino acids. Lineage: Eukaryota; Metazoa; Chordata; Actinopteri; Syngnathiformes; Syngnathidae.